Truncatella angustata is the source of this 1482-nucleotide messenger RNA. RefSeq lists its product as uncharacterized. Lineage: Eukaryota; Fungi; Ascomycota; Sordariomycetes; Amphisphaeriales; Sporocadaceae. The transcript is spliced from 4 exons. The record is from RefSeq and is a predicted model, not a curated record. Bases 132 to 1232 code for a protein of 366 amino acids.
GCAACUCUUGUCUGAGACCCCUUCGCAAGAACUCAAGAACUGCGACAAGAAUAAAUAAAAUAGAAGAACAAGCCAGGGUCGGAUCUCUACUGUCGUCAUCAGAGUCGGGGUUUUUUCUUAAUUGCUUAACAAUGUCUGAUGAUGAAGUCGACCUCGAACUGCUUGCAUUUCUCCGCCAGCAUCUGCAAGGGAAGCCCAAGAUCGAGGACGAACCCGAGACCGGCGUCCUCGAAAGUGCAGAAUAUGUUUACGACAACAGUAUCGACGUUGCCGUGGACAUGCGGGCAACCAAGAACGCCGCAGCCCUGAUUCACCAACAGAUGCAGGAAAAAGAGUAUUCAACAGCAACAUGGUCAGAGCACGAGCUACACCCAAAGACCAAGGAUGAAACGACACUGGCUUUCAUUUUCGUCAUGGAUCUUCUCAAUUUCUCAUUUUGGUCGUUGAGGCCCGAGGAAGAUCGAUUCGCCGUUGAGUACCAGGAGAAGAGAUGGACCGGCUACUGGAGCCUAGUCGCCUCAUUGCAGCGCGCCUUGGACGAAGGGAUUCCCAUACUCGAUCCUCACUAUUGGCAAGAUGAGGGAGAGUGCACCCUCGAUUCCUUACGCCAAGUCUUCCGAUCUUGUACAGACGAGGAAAUCCCUCUGUUGGAAUCACGCUUGUCGUGCCUGAGAGAGGCUGGACAAGUGUUAUACGAGAAGUACUCGUGUAGCAUCACCAAAUUGAUCGAAUCAGCCAACGGUUCCGCUGCAAGGCUAGUCAACACCCUGGCCAGCGACUUUCUUUGCUUCAGAGAUGAACACCACUUUGAUGGCCGGCGGAGGCCUGUUCGCCUGCUUAAGCGGGCUCAGAUUUUCGUCGCCGACGUUUGGGCUUGCUUCAAUGGUGAAAGCUGGGGGGAGUUCAACGACAUCGACAAGAUCACCAUGUUUGCCGACUACCGGGUACCGCAAAUUUUGGCCACCUUGGGUUGCAUAGGCUAUAGUCCGCCAUUGCAGUCUCUGAUAAGCCGCGGAGAGAUGAUUGAGAAUGGUAGUCGACACGAAAUGCAACUUCGAGCGACAAGUAUCUGGUGUGUCGAACUGAUCCGAAGAGAGAUCAAGCGAGAGCAUCCAGAUGCUAAAGUCAACGCUAUACUGAUUGAUUUCUUCUUGUAUGACACGAUGAAGCAACUGGAAGCACAAGGCAAGGAGAGCAUGCCACACCACCGAACACGGAGCAUAUGGUACUGAAUAAGGGCAACGUCUUCAUAUUUCCUGCUCUUAGGGUCAGGGCAAUAGGUAGUCAUGGGGCCGGAUCAAGUCCGAAAGAGUUGCUCAUGUGCGUCGUUGCAAUUCGAGGCUUCCCGAAAAACUUGCUCAACACUGCCACAAUCUCAUCCGCCGAGAGCAAAACUUUACCCCAUGUACUGCAGAGACGAACAUCAAUCCCCUUCUUGACCCAAGGCUAUAUAGGGCUAAAUGAAAGGACCUCCACUAACAC